AUGGACCACGUUGCCAAGACGCUGGCCGAUCAGGUCGCAGCGGAUGGGCAGACAACGGCCGUCUUCCUGACUCCCGUCAACCUGGCGCUCAUCGCAGCAAUAAUAUACGCCAUCUACGGCCUCUUCCGCGCCCCGACGCCCGUGACCCUGCCACGCCCGGCCCCUCCGGCCGUCUUCCGCACAUACACGCCCCACACGCUGCUGCCCUUCAACGGGUCCGACGGCGGACCCGUCUUCUUCGCCGUGCGUGGCAAGGUGUUUGACGUGUCGCGCGGGCGCAACUUUUACGGCCCCGGAGGUCCCUACUCCAACUUUGCUGGUCGCGAUGCCAGCCGCGGUCUCGCUUGCGGUAGUUUCGACGAGGAUAUGCUCACCAAGGACCUCGAUGGGCCGCUCGACUCGCUCGAUGAUCUCGGUAGGGACGAGCUCGAGGCCCUCCAGGGCUGGGAGGAACGCUUCAAUGACAAGUACGAUGUCGUCGGGAGGUUGGUGUCUGUUGAUGAGUAUGCCAAGGAGAAGGGUACGGCAUGA
Molecule: messenger RNA, 531 nt
Organism: Geosmithia morbida
Lineage: Eukaryota; Fungi; Ascomycota; Sordariomycetes; Hypocreales; Bionectriaceae
Product: membrane-associated progesterone receptor component
Exons: 2
Coding region: 1-531 (176 amino acids)
Cellular component (GO): membrane; endomembrane system
Source: RefSeq, a predicted model, not a curated record